CUCAGAGGCAGGGGAGGGCGGGGCCAGUAGGGGGACCUGCUGCUGGAAGAGCGGCGGCCCGAGCCGGGGCCAUGGCGAAGCUACUGAGCUGCGUCCUCGGCCCCCGGCUCUACAAAAUCUACCGGGAGAGGGACUCAGAAAGGGCCCCAUCCAGCGUCCCCGAGACUCCAACUUCAGUCACUAAUCCCCCUACCAGCUCCUGGGAUACAUACUAUCAGCCCCGUGCCCUGGAGAAACAUGCGGACAGCAUCCUGGCACUGGCUUCAGUCUUCUGGUCCAUCUCUUAUUACUCCUCUCCCUUCGCCUUCUUCUACUUGUACAGGAAAGGUUACUUGAGUUUGUCCAAAGUGGUGCCAUUUUCUCACUAUGCUGGGACAUUGCUGCUGCUACUGGCAGGCGUGGCCUGCCUCCGAGGCAUUGGCCGCUGGACCAACCCCCAAUACCGGCAGUUCAUCACCAUCUUAGAAGCAACACAUCGGAACCAGUCUGCAGAAAAUAAGAGGCAACUUGCCAACUACAACUUUGACUUCAGGAGCUGGCCAAUUGACUUCCACUGGGAAGAACCCAGUAGUCGGAAGGAGUCUCGAGGGGGCCCUUCCCGCCGGGGUGUGGCCCUACUUCGCCCAGAGCCCCUACACAGGGGAACAGCAGACACCCUCCUCAAUCGUGUUAAGAAGCUGCCUUGUCAGAUCACCAGCUACCUGGUGGCACACACUUUGGGGCGCCGGAUGCUAUAUCCAGGCUCUGUAUACCUGCUCCAGAAGGCCCUCAUGCCUGUGCUGCUCCAGGGCCAGGCCCGGUUGGUGGAAGAGUGUAACGGCCGCCGGGCAAAGCUGCUGGCCUGUGAUGGCAAUGAGAUUGACACCAUGUUUGUGGAUCGGCGGGGGACAGCUGAGCCCCAGGGACAGAAGCUGGUGAUCUGCUGUGAGGGGAACGCCGGGUUCUAUGAGGUGGGCUGUGUCUCCACACCCCUAGAAGCUGGAUAUUCAGUCCUGGGCUGGAAUCAUCCUGGCUUUGCUGGAAGCACGGGGGUGCCUUUUCCUCAGAAUGAAGCCAACGCCAUGGAUGUGGUGGUCCAGUUUGCCAUCCACCGCCUGGGUUUCCAGCCCCAGGACAUUAUCAUCUACGCCUGGUCCAUUGGUGGCUUCACUGCCACAUGGGCAGCUAUGUCCUACCCAGAUGUAAGUGCUGUGAUCCUGGAUGCCUCCUUUGAUGACCUGGUACCCUUGGCUUUGAAAGUCAUGCCAGACAGCUGGAGGGGCCUGGUGACCAGGACUGUGAGGCAGCAUCUCAAUCUAAACAAUGCAGAACAACUGUGCAGGUACCAGGGCCCCGUGCUACUGAUCCGGAGAACCAAGGAUGAGAUCAUCACCACGACGGUUCCUGAAGACAUCAUGUCCAACCGAGGCAAUGACCUCCUUCUGAAGCUCCUACAGUUUCGGUAUCCUCGUGUGAUGGCAGAGGAAGGUCUUCGUGUGGUGAGGCAGUGGCUGGAGGCCUCUUCACAGCUGGAAGAAGCCUCUAUUUAUAGCCGAUGGGAGGUGGAAGAGGACUGGUGUCUGUCUGUCCUCCGUUCCUACCAGGCAGAACAUGGGCCUGACUUCCCCUGGAGUGUGGGGGAGGACAUGAGUGCAGAUGGACGGCGGCAGCUGGCUCUGUUUUUGGCUCGGAAGCAUCUGCACAAUUUUGAGGCCACACACUGCACCCCACUUCCUGCCCAGAACUUCCAGAUGCCCUGGCACCUCUAGGGACCACAUUGGAACACAUGGAAGAACAGGAUGGGGGAGAAUGAGGGAGGACCCUCUUAUUUGUGAUUCUCUAUGUUCAUGUUGCUGUUUGUAGUUUGUGGAAAGUGGGGGACCAUCCCCCUCCUUACCACAGUUCCUUUUGCACGUUUCCCCUCAUUCACAUGACAGCACCUAACCUUCCCCUAUACAUAUCCUGCAUUAAAUGAAUGGAUUAUUCCUAAUAAUUAAUAUAAAAAGGUAUUUUUUCUACUAUCUGGCUAAUUGUGUGACUUCACAGAUGUUCAGCUAGGGGGUGGUACUGGGGAGAGCAGAGGCCCCAAAGGGCCAGGCUUUGGGAAAACCAUAAUUCCAGACAAUUAGCUUAACUUUCCCCAUCUCUGUGUACCCCUUGGCCUUCAACCACAAUCUGAGCUGUCCUCAUGCAGCAAGUCCCAAAGCCUAACCUUUCCCUGGAGUGCCUAGGGUUAUCACAGCUGUACAGCUUCCCUAGCUUCUCCUUCCUCCUUCCUCGGUCUCCUGCAUACCACAGUCCUAGGAGCCUGUGGUUGCCCCCUCUAACUUAUAACCUGUUUACAAAGUGUUUUCUAGUAUUUGAUUUCACCUAUUCAACUUCUCUGCUGAUUUCCAGGUCCAGUUUGUAUGGUGUCACUCUCAGCCCCUACAGCUAUCCUUGCUCAGCUCUUCUCAUCCCAACAAGGAGUGAGAAGUAGUCUGUUCUUUCUUGGAGUCUUAUGCAGCAAAACCUGUCCACUUUCCUCACCAUGUCAUCAAAACUGUCCUCCCAGUUUUGCAGUUCAACACAGAGCUUGCCAGGGACCUUAAUGCCUGGAGCCAAGGACACCUGUCUUCCCAGAGCCAUGCUUUAUCUUUUGGACAGCUCUGUUAGAAAAGUCUUAGGUUAGUCAGAUCCAGUAGUGCAUACCUGUAAUCCCAGUGGCUCAGGAGGUUAAGGCAGAUGAUGGAUCUGAAGUUUAAGGCUAUCAUGAGCAACUUAGGGAUACCAUGUCUCAAAAAAGGGGUGAGUAUAUAGCUUAGUGGUAGAAUGACCCUGGGUUCAAUCCUCAAUGCUGCAAAUAAUAAUAAUAAUAAUAAUAAUAAUAAUAAUAAUAAUGAAGGAAAAGAAAGAAAGAAGGAAAGAAAAAUAAAGUUGUUAGAUUUAACCUGAGGAAAUCAAUUCCCAAAAAUUUCUAAUCCUUGUACCUUAUGUAACAGAAUAUAUUCCUCUUCCAUCCAA
This is a messenger RNA of Ictidomys tridecemlineatus (thirteen-lined ground squirrel), 2982 nucleotides long. RefSeq names its product abhydrolase domain containing 16A, phospholipase (gene Abhd16a). The record is from RefSeq and is a predicted model, not a curated record. Gene Ontology annotation, molecular function: glycerophospholipase activity; monoacylglycerol lipase activity. Gene Ontology annotation, biological process: phosphatidylserine catabolic process; monoacylglycerol catabolic process. Lineage: Eukaryota; Metazoa; Chordata; Mammalia; Rodentia; Sciuridae. Gene Ontology annotation, cellular component: endomembrane system.